AUUUUAUUAGAUAAGGGGGUGAGUUAAUACUUUUUUUAAUCAAUCUGUAAUUUAGAUAACUGCAUUAUAUACCCAUCUUCUGCCUGCACUUCCUCAUUCAUGCUCUUUGUGUUUUGCAGACUUCCUGGCUGUGCUUCAGUGGCGGGUGACUGAAUUUAGACCUCUCUGCACCACGGUGAUAGUAGUAAUGUGAAGUUUAAUGAGCACCUGCAAAGCUGUGUAGCAGGGAAGGAACUGCCAUGCCCGUGGGACUCUUCCGGGUGUGCCUACUGGUGAUUACAGCUAUUGUCAACCACCCGCUCUUCUUCCCCAAGGAGAAUGGCACUGUCCCCGAGAACACAGAAGAAAUCAUCCAGAAGAUGAAGGAGCGGGAGGAGAGCCUGCGGCUGGAGCAGUUGCGCUUGGAGCAGGAAAUCGCAGACCAGGAAGCCACACAGAAGGCUCUGGAAAAGGCUGCAGUGGCAGUGGAGGAAGGCAAAGAGGAAAAGGUCCGAUGGGAUAUGUGGACUGCCCUCUCCAUGGUCAUCUUCCUGCUGAUCGAGCUCUGGAGGCAGGAUUUCCAGGAAGGGAAUUGGCAGGACAUAGGAGGAGAAGAGGAUGACAUGGCAGUCCUGGGGAAAGCAUUUAAAGGAGUGGCCUUGCCCAACAAGGCUGUCCUGGCCAGCUUCUAUGAGAAGCGUAUCCUGGGUACCACUGGAGACAUGGCCAGGAUGCGGGAGAUGGUGGAAGGCUUUGCAGAUGACCUGCUGGAGGCCUUGAGGAGUGUUUGUAACCGGGAUGCUGACAUGGAAGUGGAAGAUUGCAUGGGUGUGGGGAGCAUGUAUGAGAACUGGAGAGUGCGUAAACCCUUUGUCUGUGAUCUGAUAGUGCCUUUUGCUCCCCCAGAGCCUUACUGCUUUCGCUGCCAGACCUGGUGCUCUGGUGACUCUUUUCCCCCAGAUGAACAAGGUUAUGGCACUAUCAAGGUGUGCAGGGCAGAUGAGGAUGCGACGGGCUGCAUCUGUGACAAGACUAAACUAGGGGAAGAUAUGCUGUGCCUCCUCCAUAGCCAGGUCAGUAGUACCAGGCCCAGCAGUGAGAUGGAAGACCUCCUGUGUUUCAAAAAUACUCAAUAUCUGGAUGCCGACCAAGUCAUGAAGUGGUUCCAGAUUGCCGUCACCAAGGCCUGGAACAGAAUCUCCCACAAAUAUGAAUUUGACCUUUCCUUCAGCCUCCUGGAUUCACCAGGAGCCCUGAAGAUAAAAUUUAAAUCGGGGAAAUCGAUUGCCUUCAACCUCACCCCUGUGGUGCAGUAUGAGAACUCUGACGUUUACUUCAUCUCCCACUUCCCUCGGAGCAGUCUGGCAGCAGACGUCCCCUCCAGCACCCACUGGUUUCUCACCUUCGCAGUGUAUGAGAGGAGGUUCAUCCAGCUGGUCUCCAAAACACUGCCUGCCAAUGCCUGCCACGUCAGCUGCCUUCAGAUCCUCUCCUUCCUCCAUGGGAAGCAGUGCAGCCUCACAGGUCCCAGCGGGCUCACCAACUACCACCUGAAAACAGUGCUGCUGCAUCUCCUGCAGGCACGUCCCAGUCAGGACUGGGCCCCAGAAAAGCUGGAGGCCCGCCUACAGGACAUGCUGAAAUUCCUAGAAAAAUGUUUGCAUGAAAAGAAGCUUUAUCACUUCUUUAUCGGCAAUGGGAAGGUACCAGCAGAGCUGGGUUUCCCCAUCAUAUUUCAGAGGGCGGAGCCUCUCAACCUUUUCCGUCCCUUUGUGCUACGCAGGGACAUUUACAGGAAGAUGGUGGACACGUUCCACGAGAUGCUCAAGAACAUGUCUGCACUGAUAAAUGAGUACACAGUGCACAUUCCCCUUGCACACACCAAUGGGAUCCGUAAGGAACCCCUUUAGCCAAAGCCAAAAUCUAAGCACAGGUCCAGAGGCCAACUCUCUGAAGCCUCCUAGAGACAACUGAUUUUGCCAAUAGAGCUUCUUGUCUGGAGCUGAACCAGUCCUGGGCCGUGGUUCCUGCUGAAAGGAAGAGGCUAUGGGGGGAGAAUAGGGAGAAACUGGAAGAUGUGCUGUUGAACUAGGUUUCUCUUCCACUGCUGUGCUUGGUUUUAUGCAGCUAAGAAUAUAUUUUUUCUAUUGUGCCUCAUGCUACAGCAGUGGUGAGCAACAAAUAUAAGUAAUUUAUUCAGAUGCCUGCAAUGCAAAUGGGGAUGGGGGUGUGAUGGUGGCCAAAUACUUCAUUUCCUUCAGAAGGGGGAGAUAAGAACAGGGUGGAGGAAUCAGAGACAGGAUCUUUGGAUCAAAGGAGCCUGUCUGCUUGUAGACAGCAGGAGCUCUUUCACCAAUGGGAAGUGCAGCAUAAGUCUACAUGCUGGUGUGGGGAGGAGGAGGGUCAUGCAAAAGAUCUGGACUGGAUGGAGAUCCUUAAAUAAAGCACAGCUUCAAAAGGGAACUGUAGUUAAAACAAAAAAAGGAAAAAAAAGAAAAAAAAAAAAAACAAAAAAAAAGCAGAAGAAAAAGCUUUCUGAAUUGGACUUGCAACAGUCACUUAAAUGACUUGUCCUGUCCUUCAGAAAUACCCCUGCACAAUUUUUCUCCUGUGGGAGGAUGUAGCAGAGCAGGGUCUGUGUCAUCAGAUUAUUUCAUUCAAGUCUUCCAUGGUAACAUGGCUAGUGGUUUAUAUUCCUGUCCAUUUUGUAUGGAUCAAUGAACAGGAACCUUUAUUUAUUAUCUUAGAUAAAAGAAACACCACUGCUCGGUUCUGACAUUUUGGGUUGUCUGUUUUCAGUUCCAGCCUAAACUAUUAUGAUUUUAUGACUGCUGUAAGUUUUGCUUUCCUAAAAGAAGCAGUUCUCCAAAAUUAUCCUAUAAUGAAGCCAAUCUCAGCAGUCUGGUAGCAGGAGUGAACAAUACCCUCCAAAUGAGAGGUUUUAAUUAGGCCAAGGCCAGCAGGGAGAAGGAAGGGAUGAAAAAGAUGCAGAUGUAGUAGAUCUGGGCAGUGCUGCUUGGAGCUGCCUUAUGAUCCGUGUUGCAUCCCUUCUGCUCCACAUAUGCAGGCAAAAGCUACUUUUUACAUUCUCCUCAGUCUUUUUAAAGACUGCUGCUCUGAGGAGCUGUACUAGUAGACUGUAAUCUGCUGAGCUGGGAGUGCAAAGGAGGAGAGCUGCUGCAGGCUUUCAGGCCAGGGGAGAAUCUUGAGGCAUGUGAUAAAACAAAACCAAAACAUUGCAGAAAUGGAAAUGCCUGAAAUCCCACAGGAAGCAUGUUAGUGCUGUGCCAGUGGGCUGCCCAGCCCCAGCAAGGUGUCUUUGCUGAAGGAGAGGACUCAGGAGAUCCUCACCCUCCUGAGUGCAGGGUCCAGGCCAGGGCCCCAGUGCAUAAUUCCUUUAUGCUAGUCCCAGAAGCCUGGCCUCCAGUGCUAGGGGGCCUUUCCUACCAUUUUCUCACACUAAAAUUUCCUGCAAAGUUUUACACUAGGGCUUCACUUAAUCCUGUUUACAAGAGGGUGGUUGUUCUGUGAGGUAAGACCCGUCAGGGAUGUUUUUACCAUCACUCCAUAUGUCCCUUUUUAUCAAUCCUCUCACAUCCGAGAGACAAUUCAAUCCUGUAUCACUGCUGGAGACAACAUACAGCAUGAAGCUUGUUAUCCAGCCUUAGCCAGUUAUCAACAGUUAUCAGCAAACUCUCCAUAGACAUGUCCUCUCUUCCCUUUUCCAGGUAAAAACUGUUUUACCACCUCAUUGGUGUCUGCUCUUCUCUGUCCUGCCACCACUGAGGGACACAUCACACACAGAGGCAGAGAAAGCUGUAACUGCUGUCUCCACAUCUGGUUUAUAAGAAGGCACAGAUGGUGACAGAGCUAUGCCCAAAGUGCUGCCUCCCUUGGCUUUUAUUACCACAGGUAGUUAAGUAGGAUCUCUGAACAGAAAGUAAGGGUAGGUAGGAAUGGGGGAGAAGAGGCUGGUGGGUAAUGCCAGUAAGAAAGAGUCUUGGAUCAUCAGUGCUUGCUUCAGCAUCCUUGGUGAUAAGUGCCUGGGAGAUUGCCAGGAGAGCAACAGGGCAGGACUAAUUGCUGACGCUAACGAGUGCUGUAAAUCCCUGGCUUUCCUUAGUACAGCCAAGAAGGCUUUCCCCAGUAGGAAAGAGCAGGAGCAAUCUCAAGGGCCAUGGCAAGCAGGUAGUGACAAGCAGAGGUAUAGGGAGAGUGGGUCAGUACUGCAGCCUGGAGGCUGCCUCAGAAGCUGUGUAAGUCAUUUGCAAACCCAGGUGAUCUGCCAUUUUUACCUGCCCAGAUUUACUGCAAAGUGCCCAUAGCAGACCCAGCUUUACAUGGACUGCUGGCAAACAGGUCACACUGGAGCAGUUAUGGUUGAAGUUGCUUCUAAAUGUGCUCCCAGCCCAGCCAGAGAUAAAUUAGAAUUUCACUGCCAUUUCCUGUCAGGAGUCUAAAUUUAGACUGUCCAAAGAACAGAAAAAAAAUUGUGACCCAGGUCUCUCAGGAAAUGACAUUCAGAGUUGAAAAAUAACUUUUAUAUAAGGUUGAGCAGGAGGAGCAUGAGAAGAAAAGGCUGUUGAAUAGAAUAAGGUAACUCCCCUAUUAAAAUGUCAGAACAAAGCUUUGCAACACCAGUUGCAACAGGCUUGUAAACGUGCCCAAACUAGUCUUUACACAGCCCCAAGCACUGCUGCUCAAAGGGAACCUGAACUGAUAAGUGGAUCGAGUCUUUUGUUCUUUGUUUUUUGUACUUGUAUGCCUGUUCUCUCUUUGCCCAAACUGACCCUGAAGUAUUCCCAUGGGGUUUAGCUGAACAGAAGCUGGAGCUGAAUCAAGUAAUUUAUGGAUUUAAUUCUACUGAAAGCAAAUUACUUGGCUUGGUUUUCCUACAUGCAAUAUGCUCAUUUUGCCCUGAGCACCUUUAAAAUGAUCUGUGAGGAGACCCACUUAAACCUGUUGGGGGAAAUGUUACCUGUGAUUAUAAGCUGUGCUCCAGUCAGCCUCAGAGUGGAGAUCCUCCUUGCAAACAAAGGUACAGACAUGUCCCAUCAGAGGAGAGGCUGGUGUGACACACUGUUUCCUUGGACCACACCUCUGCCAUGGUACAAGGAGACCAUGAUGUGAAGCACAUCAUUCCUUGGACUCCCUUGUCUCUCCUGGAUCAAAUCUUUGCCCACCAAAUACUAGCCUAUUAGUAAAAUCCCAUACUCACAUUUCACAAAAUAAGGGUUAUAAGACAAUUCAGCUCCAUCAGCUGCCAGCCAGUAAAAAAAAAAUGUCUUAAGACAUUUUAGUGUUGCCCAUGAGCAGUUCUGCCUUGAUUGAAAUCUGAGUGGGUAAUCAUAUGAAGCAGCUUUAAAGGAUGGGAUUAGAAGUGAGAUUUUGUGGUUUAAAGUAAAAAAUGUUCUUUUAAAACCAUACUGCAUAUGGCACCUGAGUAACAAAAAUCUCUUUGGCAAUGCCUGGAUCUCUGUGAGACAUCCUAAAGAAAAGUAAACAGCCUGUCCUGGACUCUCAAUGCUGUUCUUGCCAUUUGUUAACCAGGCGAAUUCAACAGAUGAACUCCAAGUGCCUUCCACUGGUUUCCAGCCACUCCCUGAGCCCUCAGCUUGUGGUUUUAAUAUUUUAUUAGAGGCUCUGUCAAAGCAAUGGAAUUAGUGGUGAGUUGAUAGCAGCCACUGAUCUACAGCAUAGCCUCAGGAGCCAUUUGCCUUUAGAAAAUGUCUUGGUCUAAGGUUAUUACUGCUGUACAGGAGCUAAAUGUCUUCUGAGGGGAGGUGUUGGGUGUUCACUGUUAAGCAGGCACAGAAAAGAGUUUCUCUCUUUCCAAGUUGCUCUGUAUACAGGUAUAUACAGGGGUAUAAAAAUGUAGUUUAGCAAAAUGAUCUAAAGUAUUAUCCAGUAUUCAAGCAGCAGGAUUUGGUUUUUGUUCACCAGCCAUUUUUGAUUCAAAGUCUUUGCAGUGUUUUCUCUGUGGUGAAGAAGUGAGACUUUAGGCACCUGUAACAGCUUUGCUGCUGCUUAGUGAGGAAUUGUCUCUCAUAGGACCCUACCUGGUAAACAGCUUUAUUUAUUACUUGUCUUUUUUUUAGAACUGGGUGGGGGGGCUCUGUGUAACAUGUUAGCUCAGAAGCAAAACUGUAGUACAGAGAUGAUCUUGGCAAUGCAGCCAAGAUGGGCAGUAACACCAGAACUCUCCAGACUAAGGUCUUCCUUGAUUGACAAUGCUGUAUUUAAAUUGCUGCUUCUAUAGCAGGACACUGUUCUAUUUGUAUAGAUCUUCUCAUGCAGCUUUAUUUAUAAUAAAGGAAG
Messenger RNA from Lonchura striata (white-rumped munia), 6297 nucleotides. The record is from RefSeq and is a predicted model, not a curated record. NCBI's taxonomy places the organism in Eukaryota, Metazoa, Chordata, Aves, Passeriformes, Estrildidae.